AUGCAUCUGUCUGACGACAGCGGCGCACCCGCGCAAGAAGGCGGAGGCGCCGCCCUGUCUCCGCGCGCCCUGGCGCCCCCCGCGCCCGCGGGGCUCGAGGCCGACGCGCUCGCCUCUCAGCGCGCGCGCGACGAGGCGCUUUCCAAGGCGAAACUCGAGAGAGAAGAGAGGGACGAGAGGGACGAGGAAGACCAUCAAGAAGUCAAAUCGGAGCCAGCAGACGAGCCUGACGAUCGCCCGCAUCAAGAGCUGCAAGUCACCGCCGACUACACCCUGAUAUCUAGAGGCCUCGUCAACAUGAGCCACGUGCAGCUGGAGGCCUCGCGGGCGCCUGAGGAGCUCCCCGCGCCAGAAGUCGGCGACUGGGUGGAGUCGAAGGCAGCGCACCAAGACGCGCAGAUCUUCAGAGCAAAAGUCGUGGAGAGGCGCAGGUGCCCGCACAACAUCUGGAUCUUCCGCCUCCGCUCGCCCGACAUGGCCUCGACAUACGUCGAGCCGCUCAAGCACGUCCGUAAGGACAGCGUCUGGUCGCUCGCGCGCGAAAUGGAUUUAGCUCGAGGGCGGAAGACGCGCCGGGUAUCGCAGCAGCCGCGGCGCACGAGCUCUACGCCGACUGCCGCGGGUUGCUCGCAGGGCCGCCACGCCUCCGCGCGGACCUCUUGUUCGCCCUCGCGCGUCUCAACCACCGACGAAGCCCCGAGCGCUGUCGCCGCGGAGACGCACUCGGUCUCUGCGGAGGCGAGUGUGAGCGCCCAGGCCUCCACUGCACGAGACCCUUCGCUGGCGCCCGCCGGCAACGGCAAAGAUGCGGACGCCUCCACCUCUGCGUGGACUCAGCCGCAGGUGCGGCGUCUCUCGGAACCGGGGAUUGCGGAGGAAGCGAGGCUGGCGCCGGCGCUGCUUGGCGCGUCGCUCUUCGCCGCGGAGGCGGACGCGGAGUUCGCGUCGCGCGCAGAGGAUCGGCGGCGGAAAACUACGGGCGCCGACGGCGUAGAGCGCGGCGGCACCCACACGCCGCUGGCGAGCGUCUGCGCAGGCCCUUCGUUUCUGCUGCCCGCGGCCGCGGCAGCUGCGAACGAAGCGGAUGGCGCCGCUGCGCGACGAUCGGAGGGCAGCCCCUCGUCGCGUCUCGCGUUACCGCGGCGAUCGUUGCCGGCGUAUUACCACCUGGAGAAGAUUCUGAAGCGCACAAACCUCGCGCUGCCUCCGCCCCAGCUCUCCUCCGCGGCGCUCGGCACCACCUGCGUGCGCAGCCCGACGGCGCGGAAGAGCGACUACGGGGGUGCCGUUUCGUCGUCCGCUUCGCCGACCGAUGCCUCGAAAAAGAGCCUCGAGCGCAGAGCAGACGCAACGCAAGGCGACGCCGCAGGCUCUCACCAGCCGCGGAAGCUCUCUCUCGACGCAUGCCGCGCGCCGCUCCGCGCAGGGGCGGGAGUCAAAGCCGACGGUGCAGAAGCAGAGGCGGCUGACAUCAGAGACGCAUCCCCUGUCUCGUCGUCGAGCAAAAAGUGCCGAGUCAUGAGUGCGCAGGCGCCCGCGGAGCGUCUCGCCCCGCCCUCUGCCCCUCGGGGUGGACAUACACCGGACGACGGAGAGACGGCGAGCGAAUCUCACAAGAAGAGUCCGCUGCACGCCACGACGAAGGAAGCGGAAGCAUCUCUCGCGCCCUCCCUCCUCGAGCAGAAAGCGAGAGACGAGAAGACCGGGAAGAGUGCCUUCGGCGGAGCGAACGGCGCGCCUCUGGGAUUGGCAUGCGCGCCCGUGUCUCCCUUCAAGCGAGGCAAAGCGCCGCUCCCUAUCUCAGGCAUGCUCGCGAGCUUCUACGCGGCCGACGCCGAGGGACGCUGA
Molecule: messenger RNA, 1848 nt
Organism: Besnoitia besnoiti
Lineage: Eukaryota; Apicomplexa; Conoidasida; Eucoccidiorida; Sarcocystidae
Exons: 5
Coding region: 1-1848 (615 amino acids)
Source: RefSeq, a predicted model, not a curated record